Molecule: messenger RNA, 2612 nt
Organism: Marchantia polymorpha subsp. ruderalis
Lineage: Eukaryota; Viridiplantae; Streptophyta; Marchantiopsida; Marchantiales; Marchantiaceae
Source: the annotation of a GenBank genome assembly
AGCGCUUGUCGUCGUACGCGGGCCAGUGACACCAACACCAAAACCAACACCAACACCGGAAUCAGAAUAAGAAGAAGCAGUCGCAGUUGUCGUGCCUGUGCCUGUGGCCGCUCUGAUCAAUCGGGCAGGCGUGGACCUACAAGACCCUUGCCCUCCCCUGCCCCUCCCUUGCGAUGGAUGCUGCAGCAGCAACUGCAGCGGGAGUCGUAGUAGUCGUCGUAGCAGCAGCAGCAGCGGCGGUAAAAGUAUAAUUGCUCUGCGUUGAGCAAGAGCUGGAUCGGCGACGAUUUGACCGCGACAGACAAGGCCAGACACGCGCGAAGGAAGGGAGGGCGGGCGGGAUUGACCGGGCUUCCGUCUUCGUAGCCCGUGCGGAGGAGGAGGAGGAGGAGGAGGAGGAGAGCCAGGCCUCGGGGCCCUUCGUCUGCCGACAAUCUACGGUACGCGUUCCAUUCCAGAAUCGAGAACGCAGAUUUCCGCUGGCUCCAUUUCCGCGCCGGGCGUUUCAUGGGGUCGUUCUUUCAGCUGGUGGUGGUGACAGUGGAGGCGGGGCACGUGGUGGUGGUGGUUGGUUUCCGACUCAGUGCUCGCGCAGCUCGCUGACUCACUGACUGACUCACUGGCUGGCUGUCUGGCUGCGCGGGCCGAUUUGUGGAUGUGGGCGAUUUCAAUUUCCUGGUUUCUGCUCUGGUGCUGGGGUGGGAAUUGGUGCAUUCACGCGGGCGGGCGAGUGAGGGAGACGUGGGUGGUGCUAGCUGCAGGCGAGGUUUGCUUUUCGAAGUGGGGGACGAUGGGAUUUACAUGAAUUUCGUGUUGUGUGUGGGUUGGAAUUUGGAUGUCAAUUCGGGAAGGUUACAGGAUCCGAUUAGGAUCGUUCAAGAAGCAGCAGCAGCAGCAGCAGCAGCAGCAGCAGGUAGCUCAAGCGCAAGAGGAGCUCAGAUCCAGUAGUCCUAGGGUUUUGGAGCCCCUCUGUUCUGCCUCUUCCCACAUGGCGUCCCGGAGCGGGUCUCCGAAGAAACGAAACGAGACUUUGAGACUGAUAGUAAUUACUUUCUGCGGCGUUGCUCUAGGCUUUUUCAUCGGUAUCUUCUUUACAAGGUUUGGAUUGACUUAUAGACUUGGGAAUGACUUCUUGAGGGCUCAAGACAUUCAGUUAAAUGACCCUGCGGCCUCUUCUCCUUCUCGCCACCCACGAGGAACGGAAGGCCUUCCUUUGGGAAUUAUCGUCCCAGAGACAGAUCUGUAUCAGCGAAGAUUAUGGGGAAAUCCUUCUGAGGACUUGCCGUCUUCGCCAUCUAAGUACCUUGUAACUUUCACUGUUGGUAUCAAGCAGAAGGAAAUCGUGAACAAGGCAGUUGCAAAGUUUCCCAAGGAGUGGACAAUCUUGCUUUUUCAUUACGAUGGUGUCACUGAUGAUUGGGAUGACCUCGAGUGGUCCAAGACUGCCAUUCACAUUAGUGCUAAGAAACAAACUAAGUGGUGGUACGCCAAGCGAUUUUUGCACCCUGAUGUCGUUGCUCCAUACGAUUACAUUUUCAUUUGGGACGAGGACCUGGAUGUCGAAAACUUUGAUGGAGAAAAGUAUAUCCAUCUUGUGAGAAAGUACGGUCUGGAGAUAUCUCAACCAGCACUCGAACCUGACAAGGGAUUGACAUGGCAGAUGACAAAGCGCAGGGGUGAUGUAGAAGUGCACAAGACAACAGAGGAGCGGCCGGGUUGGUGCACUAAUCCUCUUCUUCCACCGUGCGCCGGAUUUGUGGAGAUUAUGGCCCCGGUAUUUUCUAAGAAAGCUUGGCGAUGUGUGUGGCACAUGAUUCAGAAUGAUCUUGUUCAUGGGUGGGGCUUAGACUUCAGUAUGCGGAGGUGUGUAGAGCCUGCGCAUGAAAAGAUUGGAGUCGUUGACUCGCAAUAUAUCAAGCAUCAGGUCGUACCAUCUCUAGGACAACAGGGAGAAGCCUCGGAUGGAAAACAGCCAUGGGAAGGGGUUCGCGAGAGGUGCAGGUUCGAGUGGAAGAUAUUCUCAGAUCGAAUCGAAGCGGCAGAGGCGCACGGGGCAGUGAGUUCUCUGCCUACAGAACCAUUGUAGAUACACCGGAGUUGAGUGCCACUUCACAAUUAGAUGUAGAUGCUUAUUUUUUGUUGCGCUACUCACUGCAGGGCAGUCAGGUAUCCAAACAGCUGCCAGAGGUUGUGAUUAUCAGCUAAUUUAGGAAAAGUUGUAUCACAAAACUGGUAUUAGUCAUAGAAGAAAAAUCUGGAUAUCUCAAAAAGUCCGGUUGGUGUCCACUCCGUCACCUUUAUACGGGCCAUUGUAGUUUUGAUGAGUGACGAGUGAACAUCCAUUAGAAGAAAGGAAUGCAGUUCCGUUUAAGAUAUAGGAAAGGCCGGCCCCAGUUUUUGCCCAUGUAUUCAAUACUUAGAGAAAAAAGUUACAAGUAGAGGUCGUGAUCAGGAUGUUGAAAUUGAUGGGUGACAAUCCCUGUCAGCCCUCGGGGACUCACUUGAGUGUGACUUAGACGCAGAGACCAUGACACAAGGGCUAAAGAAUAUCACUCUACACACCAUCUCGCAAUUUCAGAUGGCAUUGCUUUCAAUUUGAUAGAUUGUACUUU